CCCGCAACCUCCAUGCUGACAUCUGUUCUUAUCUCCCUCCUCACCACCAAGCCUUGGGACAAUUAUUGCCACCCAUCACUGCCCGGCUCAUGACAUUUAUCAAGCAACAUGACCAGACGCACAGCUGAGCCAGCAAACCAAGGCCAUGGCCUAGGGGUCGCUUUGCCCAUCGUCAGAGACGACGAGGAAACGCACUUUCAUGACAUUACAGAAAUGCCGCUGCGCACUGCUGAAGCAGGACGUUUUCCAAAGCAACUUUUUUCCAUGGCUUAUGGCAUGACUAUCAAGGCUCCUGGCCAAAGCCAAAGUGCUGCUGCCAUCACUGCGACGAAAAAGAAAUUGUUCACCAUAAUCAAAACAGACCUCCUGAUACCUGGCGAUGGCGAGCCUUUCAGUGACGCGGCAUUGGUGAUAGAGAACAAGCUCAUUGCAUGGGUCGGCAAGCAGUCAGACGUCCCCGAUAAGUACAGCUCAGCGCCCCACCGCUCCUUCAGUAUCCCGUACCUCAUGCCCGGGCUGUGGGACUGCCACGUUCACUUCGGCGGCGGGAGCAUCACCGGCGAUGACGGGCCCGGCUACACGGGAAUGAUCACCAUGCAUCCGGCGGCGGGCGGCGCGCGGCUCGCCCGCGGGUGCUGGGAGGCCGUCCAGCGCGGGUACACGAGCCUGCGCGACUUGGGCGGCUUCGGGUGCGAGGUUGCGAAGGCAAUCAACGAGGGCGAGAUCGUGGGGCCGAAUAUCUACGGGGCUGGCGCCUGCCUCUCACAGACCGCGGGCCACGGUGACAUCUUCAACCUGCCCGCCGGGGUUGUAUAUGAAAACAUGGGGGUCAUGAAGGUCACCCCGGGCCAUUUUGGGUCGACUUUCAGCUGUAUCGUUGAUGGGGUCGAUGAGUGCCGCCGGGCGGUACGGUUGCAGAUCCGUAGGGGUGCAAAAUGCAUCAAAAUAUUGGCCUCGGGCGGGGUUUUGUCGAGAAACGAUGAAGUCCAGUACGCGCAGUUCAGCGAGGAAGAGCUCAGGGUCAUCGUUGAAGAGGCAGCGAGGCAGGGACGCUCCGUGGCGGCCCAUGUCCACUCGAAGGUGGGUAUUCUGGCCGCAGUCAAGGCUGGAGCGAGAACGGUUGAGCAUGUCUCCUUCGGUGACGAAGAGUGCAUUGACCUCAUCAAAAAGACUGGGACUGUCUACGUGGCUACCAGACUCAUUACAGAAUAUCUCCUGUCGACAGGGGGAGAGGGAUUGGACCCGUCAAGUUGGGAGAAGGCGAAACUCUGCGGUGCACAUCACCUAGCCUCUUACAAAUUGGCAAUACAAGCAGGCUGCACGUUCGCCUUGGGGACUGACACCCCUCCUGGUGUCAACAUGGCAUUGGAGCUCGAAUAUGCCGUCAAGGCUGGUCUUAGCAACCUUGAGGCCAUCAAGGCAGCCACUGCUAAUGGUCCCCUCACAAUCGGCGCACAGGCUCCCAGAACUGGUCAGCUCAAGGUUGGCUAUGAGGCAGAUAUCCUUGGCCUCACAGCGAACCCUGUUGAAGAUGUCCGUGUUCUACAAGAGAAGAACAAUAUCAAGUUCGUUUGGAAAGGAGGCAAGCUAUUCAAAGGGCCGGGUGUGGGCCCGUGGGGGGAGGACAGAUGGUGGGGAGAUGACUGGGUUUGAAAAGUAAUUGAUUUGUUUUCCAUGGAAUUUUCACGUUUUAGUUAUCUGGUUCCGCUUCCAUUCCGUAUACGCCAUGACCAUACACAGCACCUUCAUAUAGUGGUAAACGCUUAAAAACUCGGCUUCUUUUCUUGGAAAGAAGAAAGAAAGAAAAAGAAGAAAAAGAAACAUGCAUGAGAUUAAGAAUAUGAUAGGUGGAUUUAUGUAGAACGAGUG
Molecule: messenger RNA, 1869 nt
Organism: Diaporthe batatas
Lineage: Eukaryota; Fungi; Ascomycota; Sordariomycetes; Diaporthales; Diaporthaceae
Exons: 2
Coding region: 109-1653 (514 amino acids)
Molecular function (GO): hydrolase activity, acting on carbon-nitrogen (but not peptide) bonds
Source: RefSeq, a predicted model, not a curated record